AUGGGCAAAGAGGAAACUGGUAGGCCAUCCAUGCCUUCUACAUCGACCCAGGGAUAUCAUGGUACUGGAAAUCCAUAUAACCUGCCAUAUAUGAUGCCUACAUAUCCAAAUCCAUAUCCGUAUACUUGGGGUAGCCAGCAUUUGGCAAUGCCACCCUUUGGGCCAACCAUGCCAUACCCUCCGUCAACUAAUCCGGAGGAGCUGAGACUAGGUGAAGAUACAACGCAGCAUUCAUCCAUGCCACAUGACGAACCAACUAUGCCAUUUAGUGUCGAAAGUGAGAAGAAUGUUGGAGAAACUUCACCUGACAAAAGUUUAUCCCCAAAUGUGGAGGAUCAGUUUGAAGUAUCAGAUGAAGAUAAUAAAGUUGAGCCUCCAAAAGCUGGUAUGAAAUUUGGGUCUGAUAAAGAGGUUUUAUCAUAUUAUAAACGAUAUGCCAAACAAGAGGGUUUUGGGGUUAUUAUAAGAAGGACGAAGAGAGAUAUAGAUGGGAAUGCAAGGUAUGUGACGAUUGCCUGUGCACGUGGCGGCAGGUACUAUCCAUGCCAUAGUAACUUAUCAAAGCCACGACCAACGACAAAAACGGAUUGUAAGGCGAAGGUUAAUGCUCGCCUAGUGAAUGGGGAAUGGGUGGUGACCAGUGUCGAGCUUGUUCACAAUCAUAGUACUGUUAGCCCUAAAAAAGCAAGAUUUUUUAGAUCUCACAAAAAUUUAGAUGAAUACAGUCAGAGGAUGCUUGACUUGAAUGAUAGAGCAGGUAUUCAGAUGCAUAAAAAUUUCAACGCACUUGUGACUGAUGCCGGGGGGUAUGAGAACUUAGAUUUCCAAGAGAAAGAUUGUAGAAAUUUUAUUGACAGAGCUCGACAUUUGAGAAUGGGUAAAGGAGGUGGGGAAGCACUGAACGACUAUUUUAAGAGAAUGAGGAAAAUGAAUGAUGGCUUUGUGUCCGUCAUGGAUGUGGAUGAUGAGUUUAGAGUUAGGAAUGUCUUUUGGGCUGACGCAAGAAGUCGAGCUGCGUAUGAGUAUUUUGGUGAUGUGAUCACGCUCGAUACGACAUACCUCACAAACAGGUACGGAAUGCCAUUUGCUCCCUUCGUUGGUGUCAACACUACGGACAGUCCAUACUUUUAG
Molecule: messenger RNA, 1131 nt
Organism: Carya illinoinensis
Lineage: Eukaryota; Viridiplantae; Streptophyta; Magnoliopsida; Fagales; Juglandaceae
Product: protein FAR1-RELATED SEQUENCE 5-like
Exons: 5
Coding region: 1-1131 (376 amino acids)
Source: RefSeq, a predicted model, not a curated record